Messenger RNA from Haliotis rubra (blacklip abalone), 3207 nucleotides. RefSeq names its product rhomboid-related protein 2-like. The record is from RefSeq and is a predicted model, not a curated record. The transcript has 11 exons. Gene Ontology annotation, molecular function: serine-type endopeptidase activity. Gene Ontology annotation, cellular component: membrane. The coding region runs from base 257 to 1489 and encodes 410 amino acids. Lineage: Eukaryota; Metazoa; Mollusca; Gastropoda; Lepetellida; Haliotidae.
ACCACCUUACUUUACUGGUAUACAAAGCCGCUGUAGCUAUCACGUGACUAGGACCUCUGUUCACGGGAAGACACGAUACCAUCAUUUAUCUGGAAUUCAGACUGACAUUCUGUAAUGCGCUGAGAAAGAACCAACACAAGACUUGAACAGAAGAGUUACUGGAUUGAGAAUUUAGUUUGAUUACAUCGUCAUAAAAAAAUUGUGUCACUCUCAGCUCCUUGCGGAGUAUCCGUGAACUAGCUUGUACUCAACAACCAUGUAUAGCGGCAGUCGGUUGAAUCUCGGGUGGCACAGUGACCGGGUCCACAGGGCGGGGUAUUCCACCCGGUCCAGUAGAGCCAGCAGAGCCAGUACAUACACGGAGGAUCCAGUGGACCCAAUUCAACUCAGGAGAACACUGGAAGAGCAUUUCAGACCACUCUUUCAAGGGUUCGUGUACGGCGGGGAGCAGAUUACCAACAAUGAGUUGCGACAGCAUCUUCUUGACGACAACUACAGACGUCUUCUACCACGUGACAAGUUGUAUGCCGUCAUGGACCUCGUCGACUACAACCCCAGCAAGUCCAUCAGCUACAUGGCCUUCGUCAGACUUGUUACAGGAGAGGAAGCAGAUGAAGACAGAUUCAAUAACUCCGAAGACGGCUCCAGCGACGACUUCAACGACGUGAGCAUACUGUACGACGUCUGUCGCAACACAACGAAUCCACAAGACCUGUUGGAGUUUUCCUCCGGAUGCUCCUGGCUUCCCCCUCCCUUCUUCAUCCUGCUGAUCUCUGUAACUCAGAUUAUCGUCUAUGCUGUGUACGCAAGUCAACAGGCCACGCCAGUGACUGCCAUGGACGGCGUCCCCAUCACCAGCUCCAUCAUCUACAACCCCGCCCGCAGAUAUGAAGUGUGGAGGUUCAUCAGCUACACCUUCCUCCACCAGGGAUACGUGGAUCUUCUGUUAACCAUUAUACUUCAAGUCCUCAUCUGUUUCCCGGUGGAGAUCGUCUUCUCGUUCUGGAGGAUAGCCAUACUGUACAUCGUCGGCGUUAUGUCAGGCUCACUGUUGCACUCAAUCAGCGACCACAGGACGUAUUUGGUCGGCGGCAGUGGCGGCACAUACUGCAUCCUAGCAGCUCACUUCGGUGCAAUGAUAUACAACUGGAGUGAGCUCAAGAAGGCUGACGACGGCCCCACGAAGAGGAUAUUUUUUCACCCCCUGUUUCGGUUGGUGGUGAUUGCCGUGCUUGGGAUCAUACAGAUAAGCCUUGCUGUGUACAGGAGAUUCUUCGCUGAUGACGUUCUCAACAUUGGGAUUGGUCACUUCGCAGGAGGAAUUUUAGCUGGUGUGAUGCUCUGCGAGGCGUUCCUGAAAGACCGCCACAGGUACCCGUGGCAAACUAACGCUGGGAGACUGAACCUCCUGUUCUUCCUCAUCUUCGCCGGGGCUUGUGCUGUCUUCAACUGCCUGUAUUUAGGGUAUCCUGCUGGGGACUACAGCUAGAGGUCCCACCACUGUAUCUGGAGCAAAUGCUGUGAUGGAUCGCUCUGCGACAGUCGAAACUGGGUGUGUUUUCUGUGAUGUCUUAGCAAAUACAGCCUAUUUGGUAUUUACGGUAGUAUAGUAAACCGUGCAUUCAUGAACUGGUGGUUGUAUUGUUUUAAACUGGCAUACCGCAAAUUCCCUAAAAGGAGCGGCUAUCAUUUGGGAUCCGGAAAUACAGCUCUAAGAAGACAUUGACUAUGUGAUGCUUUGCCGAAAGCGUCAUCCUAGGCGUCAGCUGCUUGAAGAAGGAGAACAUUGCAAGAUUCCUCAUAUGUCAACAUUUCAAAGGACUGUUUCUGUAAAUAGAUCCCUUUUAUAGUAUGUACGGUAAUAUAGCUGACCGUACAUUCAUGAACUGGUGGUUGUAUUGUUUUAAACUACGAUAUCGUAAAUUCCCCAAAAGGAGCGGCCGUCGAUUGGUGUCAUUAUCGAAGACUGUUGUGGAAUGAAAUUGAAAAAACUUAAAAAAAACCCAUCACUAUUAAAAUCACAUUAAUGCAUCAUUCCAAACAUGUGGAAUCUCAAAACGAAACACCAAACGACAGCAACUGUGGCAGGCCAAGUGAAAUAUGUGAAGCUGUUCUGGUUUGGAGGAUUCAUAGUAUGCCAAACCUAUUUAUACUGAAACCCCGUUAACCCGGACUACAGCACUGGUUAUGUAUAUAGUUGUCUGGGUUAACGAAUCAGUGGCGCAGAGAAAUGACCUGCACAUGUAUGUAUAUUUUGUAGUUUCAAACUGUGAUAGUCUAAUGAGGGUUUCACGUGGCUCUACUGUGUCAUAUAUUGUCAGUUAAUGAUUUGUCUUAAUGGUUGUUAUUGAAAAUGUUAAGAAGUUUUUUCACGUAAUGUUCUCAUGUAUUUGCCGACUUCAUGAAAUAUUGAACGUGAGACUUGAUAGAUGAGAUACACAUCAUGCUCCUGAUGGCCAUGGGGGUUGCCUAAGAUCUGCAUGUCUUAUUUGGGUACCUUUCAGCGUAGAUAUACAUGUCACAUGUCAAGCUUUCGUGUUCGCACUUUAUGACGCAUAAUAAGUAAAAAUAAGUAAAAUAAGUAAGUUUAGUUUUCGCUGCUUUUAGCAGUCUCCCAGCAAUAUCACGUCGGGACACACCAGAAAUGGGCUUCACACAUUGUACCCAUGUGUGGAAUCGAACCCGGGUCUUCAGCGUGACGUGCGAACGCUUUACCCACCAGGCUACCCCACCGCCCCUCGUAAGACUAUGCCAUUCGUAAGUAUAUGAUAAGGUAUAGAGUUACGACUGGACGUAACUUUACGGACGCUUUGUGAAACCGUACACUGGUGCUUACUGAUGUUUAAGAUGAAAAAGUAGAUUAGGUUGUGUCUUAUUUAUACCCAGAUUUGGUGAAAUAUGUGAUUAAGGCAUGAAGUGCAAUUCAAGGAAAGUGAAAAUUUGACGUUCCUGUUCUCUUUUACACCAAUACACAUAAAACUUAGGUACGUUGUUGCAAGCUUGUUGGUCAUGACAUGUGUGAUGUUGUGGACACAAUCCAUAUGUUCCUUAUCAACAUAAGGACUUUAUUUUUCCUACAGUGUCAUGUUUUAUUUACUGAAAGGAGUUAGUGAAAAAUAAUUGCAUAGUUAUGUCACCUCAAUUCUUUGAGGGUUAUAUGUAUUUUGAGGGAAUAAACAGUGCUUAGAAGGUGUUAGUUUCAAGUCA